CCUGCGUGCCUCGAUCUCGCCACACCCUGAACAGAGCCUCGACAGAUUCCUACCGAGGCGCCGAGUCAUGACGUCCAGUCCGUCCCUGAUCUCGUCAUCCUUCUCGUCCUCCUCCCGGUUGCUGCGGUCGUCGUCGUCGUCGUCGUCCUCGCAGUGCAGCACCAGCGGCAGUCGGAGCAUGGACGAGGAGGCGGAGGCCGUCGUCGCGCCACUGCCGCCGAUGCAGAAGCGAGUGCUGUCGAGGAGCCACGGGUCCAGGGCCGCGCCGGGUCGACAACUCCCGCCAAAGAACGUCGUCCGGGACGCCGGACCGCCUUCAGAAAUGGAUUUGAUGAAAGAGAGAUUCGCCAAGCUGUUGCUCGGGGAGGACAUGUCCGGCACGGGGAAAGGUGUCUCCUCGGCUCUCGCUCUCUCCAAUUCCAUCACAAACCUUGCAGCCUCCGUGUUCGGGGAGCAGCGCCGCCUGGAGCCCAUGUCGGCCGACCGAAAAGCGCGAUGGAAGAAGGAGAUCGGCUGGCUUCUGUCAGUCACCGAUCACAUCGUCGAAUUCGUUCCGUUGCAACAGGUGUCCGAGGACGGCACCAGCAUGGAGGUGAUGGGCACCCAGCUACGCAGGGACAUUCUCAUGAACAUCCCCGCCUUGCGAAAACUCGACGCGAUGCUCCUCGGGUAUCUUGACAACUUCAAGGACGAACAAGAGUACUGGUACGUGUCGAAAAACGCCAACGAGAGCGAGAAGGGCGAUGCACCGAGAGAUGGCGAGAAAUGGUGGAUCCCGACGGUGAGAGUCCCUCCCGAGGGUCUGUCCGACCAGUCGAGGAGGUGGCUCCAGCACCAGCAGGACCUUGUCGGGCAAGUGCUCAAGGCAGCCAUGGCCAUCAACGCAGAUGUCCUUGCACAGAUGGAGAUCCCAGAAGAAUACAUCGAGGCUCUACCCAAGAAUGGGAGGGAAAGUCUCGGAGACUCCAUAUACAGAACCAUAACCGAUGAUUAUUUUGACCCCAACGGACUCCUGGACUCCGUAGACCUAUCGACAGGACACAAGAUCGUCGAUCUCAAGGACAGAAUCGAGGCCUCCGUUGUCAUCUGGCAGAGGAAACUCUGCAACAAGCUGUCAUGGGGCCCCGGCGUCAGCUUGGAGAAACGCGAGCAAUUCGAGGAGCGCGCACAGACCGUCCUGCUCAUCCUCAAGCACAAGUUCCCUGGAUCUGCCCAGUCAUCGCUUGACAUAAGCAAGAUCCAAUACAACAAGGAUGUUGGGUUUGCCAUCUUGGAGAGCUACUCCAGGGCUCUCGAGAGCUUGGCGUUCGCGGUUCUGUCACGGAUCGAGGACGUCCUCUAUGCCGACACCGUCGCUCGGGAUCCGAGGCGCGCGAAAUCGAGGCGGCGGCCUAGUUUAGAGGACGACAGCACUGAGUCUCUCGUCGUCGAUGCCACGGAGGCCACUUCGGCCAAGUCCAGCGAUUCAUUUUGCUGGCAAGAGCUCGAGGACAGGAGCUUGGAUUCCGGCGGUGGCAAGCUGAGGAAAAUUCCCCGUAUCGGCAGGAGGAAAUCUAUGCACGUAGACAAGGUCGAGGUGAACGUGUGCGGUGUUGGUGCUGGAUCAAGAAGCUUUUCCCAUAGGUGAGACGGGCAGUUGGUGGUGGAUCAAGAAGCUUUUCUCAUAGGUGAGACGGGCAGUUUGCGUUGCUUCGACAGGGAGCCAUCUGGUGAAGAGAGGCGCCUGUAAAAUAGCUCAGAGUAAGUGAGAUUGGGGAGGAAGUGAUGUAAAUUUCUUUCUCGUCUCAGCUGAGCUGCAAUAAAAUUAGCAUAGCAUUUUUUGUCA
Aegilops tauschii subsp. strangulata is the source of this 1825-nucleotide messenger RNA. RefSeq names its product rho guanine nucleotide exchange factor 8-like. Gene Ontology annotation, molecular function: guanyl-nucleotide exchange factor activity. The record is from RefSeq and is a predicted model, not a curated record. NCBI's taxonomy places the organism in Eukaryota, Viridiplantae, Streptophyta, Magnoliopsida, Poales, Poaceae.